CUUCGACGGUGCUUGAUGACGUGGCAGCCGAGAUAUUCAGCCUAACGAGGCUGCAGCCUUCCGAUUGAGAAGCAUCCUUCAAAUGUAGGGAACGAGAUGUACUACAAAAUGGCCGACACCCAAAAUAGUGCACUUUAUAGUGGAUAGGGGGGGAUUUCGCACACAGCGGCUGAGACUCUUAAACCGGAAGGAAGCAGUUUUUGUUUAAAUACUAACCUCUUAAGGAAAAUGGCGGAAGUCGUGGAGCUGCAGAAACUGAAGUUGGCUGAGCUGAAGCAGGAAUGUGCUGCUCGAGGGCUUGAUGCUAAAGGAAAUAAAGCUGACCUGAUCGCCCGGCUGCAGGCUUACCUGGAAGAGCAUGAAGAAGUAAAUGAAGAGGAUGUACUGGGAGUGUAUGGAGAGGAAGCCUUUGCCAAAGAAGAGAGCGCAGCCCAGAACCAAGUGUGUACUGUUCCUGAAACGGUGACGGAGAAGAAAGUGGUGAAGAUUGACUCACCUACUGCGACUGAUGAGAGACUUCAAAAGAGAGCAGAGCGCUUCAAUAUGCCACCAAAUGUGGACAGCAAAAAGGCUGCACGUGCAGCAAGGUUUGGGUUACCAGUACCUGAAUCUUCCAAAGGAACUUCAGCCAUUCCCAAAGUGAGUGUGGACGUUGAGGUGUUAAAGAAGAGAGCAGAACGGUUUGGCAUGAAUGUCUCCUCAGUUUCAAAAAAGUUUGAGGAUGAUGAAAAGCUGAAGAAGAGAAAGGAGAGAUUUGGCAUUCUCACAAGUGCAGCCUCUGCUGGAGUGGAUGAUUCAGAGGUAUAACUUCAGACUCUUCAGACAUUGUUUAUAUUUUACUGGAUCCGGAACACUUUGCUCCCAAGCAGACUAGAACCGGACCAUGUGUCAUCAAUUUGGGGAAGAUCUGAUAAAAGCUGUAGGAGGGGUUCGAAAAAGUAAGUUUUCAAGGAAAUUUAAAAUGUUGAACAAAGUAUGACCGACCAUGGCAAAAUUGGUAUCCUUGUACUCUGCAUCACUCAAGACAUCUAAAGUCUUAUGAUUUUAGGCCAAACUUUUCAGAAUUUUUAAACAAAAUAACAAUUUCUUAUUUUUUGACCAUUAGGUGGUGCUGUGCAGACACUGCUGAGGUACCCUCAGGGCAUGAUAGCUAUGACAUAAGUUGCGUUCAAAAUGGCAAAUGUUGCCAAGAUUUAGCUUCACGACUUCGCAAUAAUCUUCGUCAAAGAGCGGUUUGGUCUAUCAAAAAGCUUUUUAUAACUUUUGUCAUAAGUGUCCCUAGGUGAUACAUGCCAAAUUUUAUGAGAAUCGGGCGUAUGGCCUAGUAGUAGUUUUUCAGAAAAUUCAAAAUGGCAGAAAAUCUAGUUGGGUGGAAAUUGUAACCAUGGUGUCCAUUUGACUUAGCAUGAGGUAAGGAAUCAGAGGGGAAACUGUUUGUAGGCUUUACAAUUUAAAAGUUAUAAGCAUUAUACAAAAGUGAAACUUUAAACUGUUGCUAGCGCUAGGUUUAAGAUAGACACCCAAAAUUUGCUGUGGUAUAAAUUCAGUCUGUCCUCUUCAUAACUUUCCUGCCAACGGUUCUGUGGGCAGCCAUAGACUUCAAUAGCGGAAGAAGAAAAGUAAUUAAAAUGAUCAGUUUACCAAAUAGGCUAUUUUUUAUGAUGAUGCUCAGUUUCAGGUAGAUUGUUCUGGCAUGCAUAAAAUGAGUUUGACACCCCUGCUUUAAGAUGUCAUUGUUAAUGAUUUUUAAUGUUUCUCCAGUAUUCGCCUACAUUCAAUCAGUCUGUCCCAGCUUCUCAACUACCCAAAUGAUGCGUCAUCAGUGUGUACAUGCAUGGUUUAUUAAUCUAUGUUAGCCAGUUGCCCAGUUUUAAGUAUAAAUUAAAUGGCCUGUUUAUGCAUAUUUUUAAUGUUUAAAUAUUAAAGAUUUUGUUGAAAAUAUAUUAUUUUAUACACAGUAUACUAUGUAUAAAUAUAUACAGUAUACUAUAUUAUAUUCAGUAUGAUAUAAUAUAUUCAGUAUACUCAGUAUAUCUCUAGUGUACUUUGUUACACUAUGCUGAUCAUUGAAAUUGAGGUCAUAUUUAUGUUAUAGAUAACCUCAUAUUAUAAGUCAGAUGGAAGAGAGCUGGGAUACAUUAAGUUAGUGACAACAGAAAUACACACAAGGAACAGUGGUAUCACUUUCCAAAAAAAUUAUAAUCUUCAGGUCAUCAAUUAAGUGAUGUUGACUAACACUGAAUAAAAAUCAGCUGUUUCUGUAGGAUUUUCUUGGCUUCUUUUUGGUUGCAUCUUACUGCUGAAGCCAUGGUCUGCAAAGAGCUUGCAAAGUGUGGGUUCUCAUUGUGAGAGGUACCAAUCAGGAGAGGGGUACAAAAUAAUUUCCAUGACAUUAGAUGUGCCAUGGAACACUGAAGGCCAUCAUCAACAAGUGGAGAAAAUGGCGCAUCACAAAGAAGAAUUUAUGAAAAAACAAGAAGAAACACUUAUCGGGGAGGCUGUCAAGAGGCCUACAGCAACAUUAAAGAAGCUGCAAGAAUAUCUGACAAGUAUUGGUAACUCGCUGCAUGUGACAGCAAUAUCCUGUAUUCUUCGUUUGUCUGGGAUAUGGGAAGGGUGGCAUGACGGUAAACAUUACAAAAAAAAAAAAAAAAAUCCAAGUCCAUCUAAAUUUUUGCCAAAAACAUAUCCAAUCAACCAAACCAUAUGGCAAAAUGUUUUUUGGUCCGAUGAAACCAAAAUAUAACUUUUUUGCCAUAAAUUUAGAAUGUAUGUUUGGUCAAAAAAAAAAAGACCCAAACACCACCAUACCCACAGUGAAGCAUCCGUUAUUUUUUGUUUUUAAUCAAA
This is a messenger RNA of Myxocyprinus asiaticus (Chinese sucker), 2850 nucleotides long. RefSeq names its product SAP domain-containing ribonucleoprotein-like. The transcript has 11 exons. Bases 229 to 807 code for a protein of 192 amino acids. Gene Ontology annotation, cellular component: nucleus. Lineage: Eukaryota; Metazoa; Chordata; Actinopteri; Cypriniformes; Catostomidae. The record is from RefSeq and is a predicted model, not a curated record. Gene Ontology annotation, biological process: poly(A)+ mRNA export from nucleus.